CUAUGAUAUCCUAAAAAGGAGAUGCACCAGGUCAUUAAAGGGAGAGAUAUUCGGACCACAGGGAGAGCGGGUGAAUUGGAACUCACYAGGAGGAAUGSGACGAGCCRUUAUCAUGCUCAAUGGGUUAGAGAUAGCGGUCGURSAAGCUGAGCCGGUGGUCRAUAUCGUUUGGGAUCAACUGCGGGGCCGCGGGCCGCAGGUCAACUUUAUCUUGGAAAACGACGAACGUGAUAGGGUGAACGCAACCACUCGACUAGGAACGGCUGGCAGAAGGAUUAACCGUGACACCAUUAUGGAGGAGGUCGCCGGAAGCUCCGAACCCCAGGCAGAACCUGAGGCCGAGGAACCAGAGAAAGUCUAUGGGAAGCCUAGGGAAGAAGAGCCUACGGACAAAGUUGCCACCGCUAAGAAGAAGUUUCGUUAUCAAAUUCCGAUCUUGACCUUGCUUGAGCUCGACGACACCAUUAGCAAGUUACUAGGGACCAUGGUGUCAAUGUAUUUUCAGACGAUGCUGCAGGCUAGCCCUAGGUUGCUCAAAGGGCUUAGACAACUGUUGACUCGGCAGCGAGUAGAAAUAGGCGACAACCCCGAAAUACCAGAAGGGGAGAGGGAGGAGGAAGCUCCGCAAGAAGUGGCUAACCUUCAGAGGAGUCACGGGGACUUGGAGGAUCUCGAAAAAGACUUUGUCGACAUUCGUUUGAGCUUGCCCGACCGAGAGGGCGACGAAGUCAUGAGAUCACCACCCGGGACGAAGCUCAGCUUUCAUGCGCUGCCCGUAGGGAAACUGAAAAUCCAGAUCGGGAGUCAUCAUACCGACGCAUUAGUAGACGGGGGAGCAGAAAUCACUCUCAUAAGAAGAGAAUUCGCAACGAUCACGAGAUGUACGGUAAACAAGGAAGUAACAGGGAGCAUCCGGGGAGCUGGCGGGGAAAUCCCGUUCGCAGGGUACGUCACGAACUGCGCUGUAAAGGCAGGAGUCAGGGAAUCAAUCUGGUCGUUUCAGCGGAUGACCGUAAUGGAGGAAAUGGACCACGACAUGAUCCCCGGGAGACUGUGGUGCGCGAACGUGGAGAUGAUAGGCAUGCACUUGCAUGAUGGCUCAUACAUGAUAGACAUAGAGGACCCCGUGACCGGCCAGGGAGAGCUCCUUCGACCCCUUGGAAAGGGAGGAGACCCCCCGAAGGGAAAAUUGGCAACAUGGUCGCCGUCAUUCGAGGAUAGCACGCGAAAAGGGGCUUUCGCACGGAUGGAGGGUAUGAGAGAAAGGGUAGAAAUCAUGAUUGAGGAAGCAUUCAACAAGAAGGAGUGGAUCAAGAUGGGCCUGCCCCAGAAGAAGAGGAGGCAGGAGGAUGAAGUCCUGGGCGUUGUGGUAGCAGAAAAGGAAUCAGAGGUCGAACUUGGUGCUAGCCUACCCAAGCGGAAAGAAGUACGCCCAGACGUGCCAGAAGUUGCACUUGAGAUCCCCGACCUAUUACAACUCAUCAAGGCCCUCAGAUACCACAAGGAAGCCGGAUCCGGCAAAGACCGACAAGAUAUCACCGUGGCCGACACCACUGCGCACGACGAUGGAGGUAUAGAGAUCUCGUCUGACAGUGAGGGAGGGAAGGAAAAGGCAGGAGUGGAAGAAGGAGGCGAUGCAAGUAUGGGAGAUAAGGUCCAGGUCUCUGACGAGGAAGGCGCUAACAGGGGUAAACGACGUGAGACUUGGCGUGGGGAAAGCGAGGGGGAACAAGACAUGCGCGACGAACAUGAGGAGGGCGAUGAAAGAAGGGAAAGCCCGCUUGAAGGACGAAGCGGCCACGGCAGUUGUGAGGGGUAUGGAACGGGGACAGAGAUUCCUUUUACCUACGAUCCGAAGAACCUUGCAGGUGGGUAUAGCCCCAUACAGACAGAAGGCGAGGAAGACGAGGAGGAGGAUGUACGAGAAGUCAUAGAAAUCAGCAGCGGGGAUGAGAGGGAUGAGAUCUCGAGACCUAGGGAAGAGGGGCGGCCUCCGAUGCACCAGCCGGGCAACGGGGCUUUCAGAUGGGAGGACGAGUUUGGACCAACACCCAGUCAUUGGUUUCAGCGGUGGACCAAUGUGAUCAGGCACGAAUGGAUUGUCAAGACUCGGGAACUCGCAAGGGCAGGGGUGGAACCCACACCACUGGAUUUUUUUAGCGAGGCAGAGUUACGGAAAAUUGUAAAGAUAAGGAGGGAAAUCGAGACCUUCGGCCUGGGGGUUAGACAGCCAGCUGAGGAACAGGGUGGACCAAGAAACGAGCAAGUCGAGGCGCAAGACAGCAAUAGGCAUUAGAUGUUGAUUGAGUGUUGGGCAAGAAUCCUGGGUUUAUUUCUCAAUUGCAAAACAUUGGAGCAGAAUGUGCAUAGUAUGAG
Chara braunii is the source of this 2376-nucleotide messenger RNA. The record is from the annotation of a GenBank genome assembly. Lineage: Eukaryota; Viridiplantae; Streptophyta; Charophyceae; Charales; Characeae.